Molecule: messenger RNA, 3021 nt
Organism: Lymnaea stagnalis (great pond snail)
Lineage: Eukaryota; Metazoa; Mollusca; Gastropoda; Lymnaeidae
Source: the annotation of a GenBank genome assembly
CAAGUUUAAAAUAAGUCAAGAGAUUACUGGUACCUGCAACUGCAGACUAGAACUUUCCCCGGAAACUUGUUAGACUUAAUGUUUGAGACAGUUUCUUUUUACUAUUUAAAGUAUUUAGUUUUAGUUCCUUCUUCUUUUUUUCCCUUCUAUUUCUAGGUAUACCCUAUUUCUAUAUACAACCUCAGCCUGUAUCAUGUUUGAUACUGCAAACUGUAUCAAAACCAGACCAUUCAAUUCAGAAAUUCAAUUCUGACAAAAACAAACUAACUAAGCCUUCUACUCUACACUCUAGUCUACAUGACAUUAUUUAAUUAUUAACACAUAUACAUGACAAGACUUAGAGUUACGUUAAGCUAGCUACUGAGCCACUAGUAACCGCAACAUGUCCAGAGUCCAGAUGCAAAAAAAUUUCUUUGUACCGGUAAAAAGGAAUUCAAGAAUGUACUUCUUUCUAAUAUAAAAAAUUAUGUACCAUCAUAUCUAUUGAGCUCUCAUAACUCUCAAGAUUUUCAUAUGUACAGACCUGUUUACUCUUACGAUUUUGGCAUACAAUGUACGAUUUUGAGGUGUAUAGUUGUAUAUACUGUAUGUUCAUUUUUUAAUAUAACAUAACAUAUUAAACGAUUUUGUGAUGAUAUUUUACGAUUUUAAGAGUUUGGGGGUAAACAGGUCUGUAUGUACCACUCUUGAGGUAAUUUACCCCAUUGUUGUGUUGAUGGAAUGAAUCUACUGGAGACAAUUUUGCAAUAUAUUUCAGAAAAUAAUAUGUUAAAUAUAAAGUAGGCCUACUUUUAAAGGUCUUUACUUAGUGUAAAUAUGCACAACAAAGUAUCCCCUUAGAUAAAAAUACUUGAAAUUACAAUUAUGGUAGCUUAUUAGAUGAUUUACAUAAUUUUUAGGCCUAUAAAUAUAAAUUACAUAGACUUAUUUAAUUUUAAUAAUAUUUUAUUACCCGGUACUUAUUUUAUAUAUUAAGACGUGAUGUAAAGCCAAAAAAUAUGGAUAUCUCAGAAGAAACCUUUGGAGCCAUUGAUGUUUUAGGCUUGGAUAGCAAUAACUCAGAUAUUUAUGGUCCCCAUCUUUGGAAAAGUGGAUUUGAUGAAGAUGAGGAUGAUGUAGAGGAGUUCACAGAGGAAGAGUUGGCAAGUAAGAUAGCAAAUUUUUAUUAAACAUUUUGGAAAAGGCUACUAAAAAGCAAAAAAUUUUUAAACAUAUUGGUAUAGGUUACUAAAAGGUAAAUAUCAGAUAUGGUGUCCUAUUUUCACAAAAUUUAAGAGGAAGAUGGUGCUUAGAAGAAAUGUUAAGUUUAUAAAAAGUACUAUCAUAAAUCAUAACAAUGACUUCAUGAACUUCAUUUAUUUAAACAAAUUAAAAUUUGACAUUUAUAUUUGAAGUUGCUAUAAGGUUGCAUUAACAUCAUCUGGGUCAAAUCAAGUACUGGUACUUAAAGCGACGUCUCUGCCUUAAAAAAAUUAAAUGUCUGGGUUAUAUUUUAUCAUUUGUAAUAAAUAUUAGAAUAUCCCACUGGUAUAUGUUGUUCAAAUCAUAAUCAUGGUAGUAAAACAAUAAUUAAGUUUCUCAACAAUCUUAUUAUUCUCAGAUGACCCAGGCAAAAGAAUUCUGUGGGCAGCUGAAAACAACAAAUUAGAAGUUGCCAGUGACAUCUUGACAGCUCACCCAAAAUUGGUUGCAUCACAUGAUGGUGAUCUAUACACACCCUUACACAGAGCAUCUUAUAACAAUCAUAAGGACAUGGCACAGGUGAUGAAUCAAUUUUACCGUUAUAGGAACAAAUCAAUACUUUUUACAGAAUUUUAAUUUUCAAAAAAUUUCAGCAUAAGUUUUAGGUUCAUCCUUACCUUCUUAUUCAUUUCACAACAUUGCUAGACUUUCCCAGGAUGAAUUCCCAAAAUUUCAUGGGGGCCCCCUUCUCCAAUACAAUCAUUUAUAUUAUAAAUGUUACACACACACCUGAAAAUGGCGGUCAUGGGUGACUGAUCACCCCCUUCACUGGAAACUAUUGAAAAACAAUAUUUAUUUUAAACAAAUUUUUCCUUUUUUUUUCAAAUUUAUCACCUUUUGAUUUAGCAAUUAAAUUAAGAAAUUUUUAAUCCUGGUUUUUAUUCUCUUAGCUCCUCUCAAUAUAUAACUUGCUAUAGCAUUUAUGAUAAUAGAACACAAUUUAUUUUGCAAUCAACCACUAACAUGUUGAUACCGGUAUUUGAAAUGUUGUGCAAUAUUAAAAGUUCUGAAACCUGUUUAAGCCAUUAGACUUAAAAUGUUAAAAUAUGACUUUCAAGAUUUGUUUUAAGUUCCGGUAUGAGUACUAUACUAUUAGUAUGAUAGACUUUUUUGGUUGAUGCAAAUAUGAUUAUCUAAAAACAUGCAUACAGAUAAUGGUACUUGUAAAAACCACUGACUAGGAUCCUUUUUCUAGUAAAUUCUAUUGUGUUGCAUUAUUAUUGCUUAAGCUUAAAAUUUUUUUCCUUUUCAAAUUUUAUUUCAGCUCCUUUUAUCUCAUGGGGCUGAUGUAACUUCCAAAACAGCUGAUGGCUGGCAGCCCCUACAUAGUGCUGCUCGUUGGAACUCAGUUGAAACAGCCCAGCUCUUGAUUUAUGCGGGUGCUGAUGUAAAUGCACAAACCAAUGGCAACUUGACCCCACUGCACUUGGCUGCAGCAGAGCCAGAAAAUGGACUCAUGCUAGAGCUCCUGUUGACCGCACCAUUUAUUGAUAUAUGCAUUAAGUCAAAGGCUGGAGAAACUGCUAAAGAGAUCUGCUACAGGAGCAGUCCUCACUAUAAACUCUUUGAUUUAAUGGAUGAAUGUGUUAAUAAUUUUCAUGCUCCAACGUGAUAAAACAUUUUUUUUCAUUCUCAUUGUUCUAAAAAUAUAUACAUCUGGCAAGGAAACCAUGAUGGAAUUCGAUUGGCAUUAAAUUCAUUAAUGUUUAAAAAUAAUUAUUAGCCUUUGUUACAUUAUGUAAGUGAAUCUUAUUCAAGUUUACUUAAAUUAAUAUGAAG